Closterium sp. Yama58-4 is the source of this 2090-nucleotide messenger RNA. NCBI's taxonomy places the organism in Eukaryota, Viridiplantae, Streptophyta, Zygnematophyceae, Desmidiales, Closteriaceae. The record is from the annotation of a GenBank genome assembly.
AUGCCGCGACGCUCUACCCAUUGUCUCGCCUCGCUCGUCUUCCUCUGCGCAUUCCUCUGCCUCAUCUCCGCCAAAUCUCAACCACAACGCGACACGCACGCACACCGGCGACGUGACGGGUUACAAACAUCUCGUUUCUCUUCGCAACAACGGACCGUCCUAGUAGACACCCCUCCCAUCAAUCCCGCCCUUCGAGGCGACGUUUCUGUUGAUAAGCGCGAAGGUUCUUUCAUAGUGCGCGCCGAGCCGGUUCCUAAACGCAUCCUUAGAGUCGUAUCGCCGGAAUUCGCGCAUGCGGGGCGACGGAGAUUGAAAGGAGCUGAGAACGCGGCUGCGGCGGAGAAGGAGAGUGGCGAGACGUGGACGGAAGCGGAGGAGCAUGCUCUCGUCAUUCCCAAGGGCGUGGCGUUUUAUCACAGGGGGAAAAACAGCGGCGGGGGCGGGGGAAGCGGAGGGGCGGGAACCAGACUAGCUGCGCCGAUCGAUAUCACACCGGGGAAAGGGGGGCGCGGAAAGCGAGGGGGGCAGGCGUCGGGAGGGACGAGCGACAGCGGCGCGGGGAAGUUCCCCGUGAUUACCCCCGGGGGCAAAAACUCGACGGGCAGCGGCGGAGGCCGCACCGGCGGAGGCGGGAUUCCGCCGAAGAAGAAGCGCGGCGGGCCAAACGGCGGAUGGACGCUCGGGAAGGAGCGGAGGGUUUCGUUAGCGUCCGCGCAGGAGAUGAAAUUCGGCAACGGUCAGUUCGGAAAAGGCGGGAAAGUGACGUACCAUGGCGGUCCAGUAAUGACCAAGUCGCCGAUUAAGGUGUACCUAAUUUUCUAUGGCGACUGGGACGCGACGACGGUGCAGCUGUUUCACAAGUUCGUCGACUCUAUAUCGGGGAAAUACAAGACGCCGGCUGACCGUUACAAUGUGACGCGGUGGUGGGAUCUGACGGCGGCCGGCACGCAGGCGGACGGCAAGCGCGUGAGCUCGACCGUUUCGCUGGGGAAGUCGGUUCUGGAUCGGAACUACGUUUCGGGCGGCGGGAAGGUUCUGCGCAACUACCAGAAGGACGUGGUAGCCAUCAUCAAUUACCAUCUGCGCAACAAGCUGCUGCCAUUCGACACGGACGGCAUCUACAUGGUCAUGACAGAUCCGACGGUGGAGGUGAAGAGCAGCGAUCCCAAGGACGGAUUCUGCACGCGAUUCUGCGGCUACCACAGCUACGGCCAGGAUGCGCUGGGCAAGGCACUGAAAUUCGGCUUCGCCGGGCAUUCUGCUCGCUGCCCCUCGCAGUGCACCCGACCGCUCCCAUAUGAUACAUUCAACGGGAUCAAUGUAGACGCCACGAUAUCCACAUUCGCGCAUGAGAUAGCGGAGGUAGCUCAGGACCCGCUCUUCACGGCGUGGUAUGACCACGAUCAAGUGGAGGGAGCUGACAAGUGCACAUACAUUUAUGGAGAUGGUUGGAAGCUGCGCGCGUCGCUACUAGCCACUGCUCCGACGACCAUUGCUGCGUCGAGCCGCUACAGUUGCUCUUACGGACUUACUGACUUACGGGAAGAACCGUCUAGGGGAACGGAUUUCUACGGCGAGAUUGAUAUCCGCCACCCAGAAGCCGCCAUGUCAGCACCGCCGCUCGCCUCGUUCGUCCCCGUGCCUCCCAACUGCCACUUCCCGAUCCAGAACCUCCCCUUCGGCGUCUUCCGUCCCUCACCAGGAGGCUCGGCACGAGUGGGCGUGGCGAUUGGCGAGCAGGUUCUGGAUCUGUCAGUAGUGGCGGACGCGGGGCUUCUGGGGGAAGUGGGCGACGACGUAGUUAAAGCCACGGGCUGCUUCCACCAGGCGUCUCUGAACGCGUUCAUGGCGCUGGGCCGACCCGUGUGGCAACGCACUCGCACUGCCCUCCAGCGCCUGCUCUCUGCGGACGAGCCAGCACUGAGGGACAACAAGCCUCUGCGCGCCAAGGCCUUCCACCCUCAGGCGCGAGUGCAAAUGGAAUUACCAGCCGUGAUAGGCGAUUACACGGACUUCUACGCCUCCCGCCACCACGCCACCAAUGUGGGUCGCCUCUUCCGCGGACCCGGCAACGAGCUGCCCAAGCAGUG